Molecule: messenger RNA, 2817 nt
Organism: Melozone crissalis (California towhee)
Lineage: Eukaryota; Metazoa; Chordata; Aves; Passeriformes; Passerellidae
Gene: ETF1
Product: eukaryotic translation termination factor 1
Exons: 12
Coding region: 55-1368 (437 amino acids)
Biological process (GO): cytoplasmic translational termination
Cellular component (GO): translation release factor complex; cytosol
Molecular function (GO): sequence-specific mRNA binding; translation release factor activity, codon specific
Source: RefSeq, a predicted model, not a curated record
CGCCGCAGCGCCUGCCGCCGCGGGAGGAGGAGGAGGAGGAGGAGGAGGGAGAAGAUGGCGGACGAUCCCAGCGCUGCCGACCGCAACGUGGAGAUCUGGAAGAUCAAGAAGCUCAUCAAGAGCCUGGAGGCGGCUCGCGGCAAUGGUACCAGCAUGAUCUCGUUGAUCAUUCCCCCCAAAGACCAGAUCUCACGAGUGGCAAAGAUGUUAGCGGACGAGUUUGGCACCGCCUCCAACAUCAAGUCCCGGGUGAAUCGCCUUUCAGUGCUGGGAGCCAUCACAUCUGUACAGCAAAGACUGAAACUCUAUAACAAAGUACCUCCAAAUGGUCUGGUUGUUUACUGUGGAACAAUUGUGACAGAAGAAGGAAAAGAGAAGAAAGUCAACAUUGACUUUGAACCUUUCAAACCAAUCAAUACGUCGUUGUAUUUGUGUGACAACAAAUUCCACACGGAGGCCCUCACGGCGCUGCUCUCCGACGACAGCAAGUUUGGCUUCAUUGUAAUAGACGGGAGCGGGGCCCUGUUCGGGACGCUGCAGGGCAACACGCGGGAAGUGCUGCACAAAUUCACUGUGGAUCUUCCAAAGAAGCACGGCAGAGGAGGUCAGUCUGCCCUGCGCUUCGCCCGCCUGCGCAUGGAGAAGCGGCACAACUACGUGCGCAAGGUGGCCGAGACGGCCGUGCAGCUCUUCAUCUCCGGGGACAAGGUCAACGUGGCCGGGCUCGUCCUCGCCGGCUCGGCCGACUUCAAAACUGAGCUCAGCCAGUCUGACAUGUUUGAUCAGCGGUUGCAAUCCAAAGUGCUCAAACUAGUUGAUAUUUCAUAUGGAGGAGAAAAUGGCUUCAAUCAAGCAAUUGAGUUGUCAACUGAGGUCCUCUCCAAUGUGAAAUUCAUCCAAGAGAAAAAGCUAAUAGGACGAUACUUCGAUGAGAUCAGCCAGGACACGGGCAAGUACUGCUUUGGUGUGGAAGAUACACUAAAAGCUUUGGAAAUGGGAGCAGUAGAGAUCCUGAUAGUCUAUGAAAACCUGGAUAUCAUGAGAUACGUCCUGCACUGCCAAGGCACGGAGGAGGAGAAGAUCCUGUAUUUGACACCAGAGCAAGAGAAGGAUAAAUCCCACUUCACAGACAAGGAGACUGGGCAGGAACAUGAACUCAUAGAAAGUAUGCCCCUCCUGGAGUGGUUUGCAAACAACUACAAGAAAUUUGGAGCAACAUUGGAAAUUGUUACAGACAAAUCACAAGAAGGAUCCCAAUUUGUGAAAGGAUUUGGAGGAAUUGGAGGUAUCUUGCGGUACCGGGUGGACUUCCAGGGCAUGGAAUACCAAGGAGGAGACGAUGAAUUUUUUGACCUUGAUGACUACUAGGUAGUCGAGCUGGGUCCGGCAACACGUGCCUCGCCCCUCCAGCAUCCAACCCAAGGAGCAAACUCAUGGUGGAAAACACAACUGAUCCCUGCCUUAGAAUUGGAACAUUUCCAGAACUUGAUCCACGAGCAUUUGGAUUUAAGAAAGCUAAACCCUACACUUUGAUUUGUCAUAGUGUCAGUACAGCAGCAAACUACUAAGUUCCUAUAUGCCACUUUGGACUAAUUUAAAAAGAAUCCCAGUUUUUACUUUUACUCAAUGGUGAAAUUGGUUGCUCUUGUAUUUUAUGGAAAUGAUUUUUUUAACCUUCAUGAUACAUUAACUGCUGUAAACCUCUUCCUUCCAAAAUUAAUAGAAGUAAGAUCCUACUGGUUUGUUUCUUUAUACUUUGAUUGGAGAAAUCAAUUGCUGCAUUUGGCAGCGCCGUGACCCAUUUACAUGGCAUUCUCAGCUUAGCCUGCAGAAGAAAUGGAACGAGGUUGGAGCCAUAAUUCUCUUCAAAAGCUUGAGGAGGCACUGACCUGAGUGCUGGUUCAUUUCAUGUGGCUUGCAAAUUCUGAUGGUGUGGGGAGGCUCACCAGCCGAACGUGCUUUAAUCUAUUUGCAGAAACACUGCUCUUACAAACUAGGAAAUGCACUUCAUGGAUUGCAAUGAAAAUGCUGCUGGAGUCUUGGGCUUAAUUUGGAUUUGAGCAGUGCAGCCUUCAGGAAUUUAUUUUUUUUUCAGUCUUGACACAAAUAAACAUGAGAUUUCAGUGAAGUAAGGUACACUUGGCUUUUUGUUCCUCAGUAAGUUUUUCUUUUUGCUUUAGGACUGCGUAAGGUUUCCUUGAUUAUGUGAAUUUGAGCCCACAGGUCUUAAAUGGAAGUGGGUGUUUGACAGGAAUACUGAGUCAGUGGAGUGAAGGCUGAGUUAGUGCUGGGAGUGUGGAAUAUUUGACUCUGAUCCAUGGAGCACUGGCACAGCCCUGGGAACACCCAGCUCCCAGCAGUGUCUGUCCUGUGGGGAUGUGCCCUUCAGGAGGCAAAGGAUCUCCUCUGGAUGGUCCAGCCUGCCCAGGCUUGGUGUCCUGCCUGUUCCACAGAGCAUGCAUAGGUCAGGGAGCUCAUCCCUGGGGUGUGUCCAGCCUGCUGGGGACACUCUGGGGGUCAGGGGCUGUGCAGGACAGGGGAGCAGUGGCACAUGGCAGGUCCUGUCCCAUGGAGCAGUGGCACAGCUCAGGCCCUGUCCUGUCCCAUGGAGCAGUGGCUCUGUGCUCAGUGACACAGCUCAGUUCCUGUCCUGUCCCAGGGAGCAGUGGCACAGCUCAGGUCCUGUCCCAUGGAGCAGUGGCACAGCUCAGGUCCUGUCCCAGGGAGCAGUGGCUCUGUGCUCAGUGACACAGCUCAGGUCCUGUCCCAUGGAGCAGUGGCAGAGCUCAGUUCCUGUCCCAGGGGAGCAGUGGCUCU